Molecule: messenger RNA, 1264 nt
Organism: Corapipo altera (White-ruffed manakin)
Lineage: Eukaryota; Metazoa; Chordata; Aves; Passeriformes; Pipridae
Exons: 5
Coding region: 1-1062 (353 amino acids)
Source: RefSeq, a predicted model, not a curated record
AUGGAUUCUGUUGGCAUGCCCGCUUUUUCUGAUCUUUUCGGUGGUGGAAGUCCCAAAGUUGUGCUUCUGGAAUACCACUUUUAUACAGUUCAAGUCCUGGAUAUUCACAGGGCAUCAGGAGAUGUUCCCACAACUUGGAAUGGCAUGGAUGACUUGAUGCAGCAAGCAGUAAUUAAAGAGCAGGAGGAUGAACAACACUAUUUGGUGGCACAGUGCACAGAUGAAGCACAAGCCAGAAGUGAAGGGAGCAUACCAGGAAAGACAGUCGACACACAGAUCCAUUUUACUGUGCUCUCUGAAGAACUAAGUGAAGCUGCAGUGCAAGCAAUGCACAUCCAAGGAAAGGAACAUGAAGCUUGGGCAUCAUCUCAGGUGCCUGGGAGAACUGAAAUCCUGCGGGCAAAAGGGCAGCAGACCUCGGUCUGGCCCCAGCCAGAACCUGACAGCACUGAGUCACUGGUUCCAUCCAAAGCCCAGGCUGGCAGCGUGGGGUCACCAUGGGGCUCUGGCACCUGUGACAUCAGAGGGGACAAGUCCCCAGGUGCCCCAUCUGGCAGUGCAGCCAUUUCGCUGCCACCCAGUCCUGCUGAGCCCCUUCUCUCCAUCCUCCUCCUCCAGGCCAUGGCUCUGAGCGUCACCCAAAUCCUGAUGGUUCUGGGUGUCCUACAAUUCAUACUGCUGAUGGAUGACCAGUCAGUCAAGGUCACGGAAGAGCUCCUGAAGCAGCAUGAGGAGCGUCUGAAUCAAGAGAUGGUUUGGCUGAUGGAGAUGGAGAAGAGGCUCCAGGAGCAGACCAGACUCAGUGAGGAAAGCCUGCUCCUAUCUGCCUGCCAGCGGUGGUGGUUCUGGGCCUCUGCCGAAAUCCUCCUCGUGAUUUUUGGGUUCUACUGGCUGCCCAAGCAGAGGAGCACUGGCUCUGAAAGCAGCAGCCAGUGGGGAAACUCCAACAGUGCCCAGGAGCAGAGAGAGGAGGAGGAGGACUGGGAAGAUAAAUCAGACCCUUACAACACUCAAGACAAGCCCCUGGAUAAGGGCUCAGCAGCAUGGUGGGUCUGCCAGUGAGACACUCCUAUGGCCAUUUGCAGCACUCUUCGGAGAACGUGUUGUGCUUCCCCCUCUGCUGUCUGACAAGACAAACAGAAGCCACAUCCUUGCUUUCUGUGCAGCCUCUGCACCUGCUGCCAGUCCUGAUACUCCCCCUGCCGGGAGGCGUGGGAGAGAUUCAUCCUUUGUGCAUGUUAUUAGAAUUGUUUGCUUGUUUUGA